CAAAAGCCCAAAUAAAAAAGAGGACCCGGAUACGAGCAAUGAGGCCCAACCAACCAAUGUGGAUAUAAAUGGAUAAGGGGGAGCCUAGUCGGUCUGAUUCAUUCAUAAAGCGGGAACGAAGUGAGAAUCGUCGCCGGAGAAGAUAAUCGGAGUUUAGAGAGCAAAUAUGGCGACUUGUUCGUUCACGAGCAACUUUCUGGGGUUCAACCAGCACCAGCUAUCGGCAUUAGCCGCCGGGAAUCCACGGCCGAGCUCGUCGAUUCCUCCGCCGAGUUUAGUCACAGUUCAAGCCAAAGCCAGAACCAGACAAGACGACAGGACCGCCCGCCAUGCCCGAAUCAGAAAGAAGGUCGAAGGCACAACGGAGCGGCCGAGGCUUUCCGUCUACCGUUCGAACAAGCAUUUCUACGUCCAGGUCAUCGAUGAUUCCAAGAUGCACACCCUCGCUGCGGCUUCCACAAUGCAGAAGCUGCUCGCGGAAGAGCUCAAUUUCAGCUCGGGCCCAACCAUUGUGAGUGUAUUCGAUGCUAUGAAUGAAGCUAACAAUUUUGUGUAUCUGCAGAAAAUGAAAAAAGAGGCUUACUUUAGGAUUGAGCUUCGAGAUGGUUUAGUAAACAGGGCUUGAAAGAAUUGUGGGGUUAGAGUUUGGAUUGUGCAAUGGAGGUAGCAAAGAAGGUGGGUGAAGCUAUAGCCAAGGCAUGCUUGGAGAAAGGGAUAACCAAAGUGGCAUUUGAUAGAGGGGGUUACCCGUACCAUGGACGAGUAAAAGCGCUUGCUGAUGCAGCUCGGGAGAAUGGGCUUGAGUUCUGAAAUCGAUUAGGUUAGUCACUUAUGAACGCUCAUUUUCAUUCAGUCGACAUUGUUGUGAUGCGAUGGAUCAAGUUGUAGAGUUAGGAGCCUGCCUGUGAUGUUGUUUGAUUAUGCAAAAGUUCCUGUUGUCCUGUUUUUCUGUAUUUGAUCUCAAGAACAGCAAGUGAUGAUCCAAUUUAAAAGUUAGCAUUUUUUGCUCCAGUGAUCAGCAGCUUGGUCCUUGAAAAUGUUUGUUCUUUGCGAAAUUAGGACUAUCUUAUUAAAGUUCAUUGCCAAAGCACAGGACUUGGAACCUAAAUGAAUGG
This is a messenger RNA of Linum tenue, 1115 nucleotides long. The record is from the annotation of a GenBank genome assembly. NCBI's taxonomy places the organism in Eukaryota, Viridiplantae, Streptophyta, Magnoliopsida, Malpighiales, Linaceae.